GAAUAGUCAAUCAUCACCGUUGAACAGCGAUCAUGCACCUACAUUUCAGCUUCCUUAUAAGAAUAUAGGUCGAUCUGCGACCCCCUCCUUUCUUUAAGAGAUUAAACUUUGUUCACAUUUCCCAAAAUCAAAGGGAAGAGAAAAUAUGGAGUGAACGAAAACCUUGAAUUGAACUGUCUUCAUGGACUGGGAUCUUUUAGCUAUUCUACCAUUGAAUUUCUGGGGUAUUCUCCACAAAAAUCAUAAAUAUUGGUUCAUGAAAAUUUGAAAGUUGACUUCAUCGGACCGUGCUCAAAGACAACCAGUUACAACCAGUUACAACCAGUGACAACCAGUGACAACCAGUUACAACAAGUUACAACCAGUGAUAACCAGUUCUUGCCGCGGAUAUCAGCAGAUGCGACGAACGGUAGUGACCUAGGUCUUGCACAUAGGGAAGAUUGAUUUAAGAACUUCGUCUUUUGACACAAUAUCACAAAUCAACUCGUGGUAUGUCAUGCAGCCUCACAAAGUAACCCGAACAUGAACCGGAACCAAUGAAGCGUAGCCAUCUUCGACAACCUUGCUUUGGCUUUAACAAUAUUUUGUCAUCAUCUAAAUCUCAGUUUAGUAUUAAAUGUUCUGUAUAAAUAAAUUGUGUUGAGAAAUCGGGUAUAUAGUGUAUCUUUAUUAUAGGUAUAUACUUUGAAACAUUUUCUCCGGUAACUUAUCUAUAUAAGAUUCGGCGUAAUGGCUUCGCUUGAUCACCUGGUAUCACACAAUCUGCAGUGCCCUAUUUGCUUCGAACUUCUGAAUGAUCCUAAGCAGUUAUCUUGCACGCACUCAUUCUGUCCGAAAUGCCUUAGUGAUUUGUUGUCAUUUUCUUCACAAAGUGUGGCUGACGUUUUAACAUGUCCAGUAUGUCAAACCACGACGGCUGCCGUUGGUGGGAGUGUAGCAAAUCUGAAUACGAACGUUCCUCUCAAGUGUCUCGUUGAAGAUUAUAGAAAUAGAAAGGGGCUCUGUGAAAUGUGCGACAAAAAAGCCAGAGCCACGCUUUACUGCUGUGACUGUGGAAAGGAUAUGUGUAAAGCAUGUCUCAAAAUUCAUAACAAAUGGUCUCCCAAUCUCAAGCAUGAAGUUGUGAAAGUAGAGGAUAUCAGAGAGAACAGAGUGGUCUUAAAGAAGAAGGUCUACUGUCAAGAGCACAAAUCAGAUGGACAGGAACAAGUAUGUACCGAUGUGUGCACUACUUGCAAGAAGUUCAUUUGCAUUAGAUGUCGGAUGUUGUAUCAUGAAAAGAAAGGCCACUCUGUUCUUAAUGCUGAAGAGUACAAUAAUUCUAUCAGGAGAGAAAUCGAGUACCUAGUAGACCAAGGUAAGACGAAAGCUACGACCAUCAAAGACCACGUGACGUAUAUUGAGAGUCAGCUGAGUCGUGCCAUUGAUCACAUUGACGUCACACAAGCUCAAAUCAACAAGGCUUAUGACGAACUGAGCAGAAGAUUAAAAGAGAGGAAAGCAGCGCUAGAUUGGCAGUUGUACGUUCAGAAAAAGGAACUUCGCCAGAAAUUAGAGGAAAUGAAAGAUGCCAGUGAAAGGGUAGUUGUCAACAUCGAGAGUGCCAGUGAGCUGGCAGGCUACAGUUUGAAGGCUCCACUUGGAAGGCACAUCAUUGCUAUUCGUGACUCGCUGUCUGGUGAAUUAAAGCAUGUACUUGACAAGGAUGAUCCCGAGAAGAAACUUGCUAGUGACAUAGCAAAGAGUGCAGAGGAAAUCACAUUUAUACCCCAAAGUCAGUGCGAUGAGCUGGAGAUCGGGGAAAUCCGGAUCGUAAAAUGUCAACUGAAAUGUGACGUAGAUCUUGCAAAUGAAAGCAGUAUGAACGCCAUGGCUGCUACACCGGAUGGGAUGAUGGCAGUGGGAUACAGUACAGGAGGAAUCGAUAUCUUCGCUGAUGAUAGUCAGCUGCAGAAGACAGUCCUCAAGGAUGUUAAGGCCCUAGGGGUGGGAUUCUUGUCUGAUGGUCGAUUUGUUGUACUAACCACAAGUAACAGCAUCGUAUUGUACACAUCAGAAUGGGAGAUGCUGGAUGCACGGUUUGAGACUCUUGGUCUUGAUGAAGGCGGCAUCGCUGACCUCACCAUCGACGGUCAUGAUCAGAUCUAUGUCAGCUACAGGACAGCUAAAAAGAUCCAGGAAUUUGCACCAGCAGGUGGGAAGGCCAUCAGAGAGAUACAAUGUGAUGGGUAUGAGCCUUAGCAGAUCAGUAGCUUUGAAAAUGAUGGAUUCUUAACGAAAUCAAGCAAAGGUUCAACGUGUUCGAUACGUGUCAUCGAUGCUCAAGGCGCUAAAAAGCACAUAGUAUCGAACGAGAGCAGUGAUUACCUCCAUGCUAGUGUUUCUCAUGAGCAAUCUGUCCUCAUCUGUUCAGUCAAGAUUGAUGAGGGGUUGGUCAUUAUCGAAGAGUACAGUAACGAGUUGACUCUCGUCAAGAUCCUCGUCUAUCACAAGAUUGAGAAAGCUGAGAGAUUCUGGUACUACUUUCAGCAGUUCCGAUCAGGAGAGAUUGCUUUCUGUAGUACGCAAGACAGACUUUAUAUCUUCGAAUAGUACGUUAAUAAAAUCAAUGCCAGUUGUGCUCAUGUUCAUGUGAUUCAUGAGCUUUUCGUUCCGUAAGGCAGCUUCACUAAGUUGAUCCUCUUUUAUUCAGACCGUAAUACUUGGAUAAAGACAUUUUUCUGUUGAUUCCUGUUCGUACCUUUGGAAAGGGCCCCAAUAAAGCUACUUACAUCCAUUGGAGAUCACGACUGUGACCUUACUUAGGAUCCAUAUCUAAAGUUCCUGGACAGAUCUCAUCGUUCUUCUUGGACACAUACGACUUGACUAGUCAUGUUCUGCCUACAUGUAUGUGAAUUAAUUAAAGGACUUAGUCGUUGGUGCAUCAUCGUCGGUCUCCGUCCGAAAUAACUUGUAAUGUGAUGAUCACAUGCAAUGGAGACGGGUAUAUAAAUUUGAUAACUACUCGUUCCUAAAUGGUAAAAUCGUUUUGUUUCGAGCCGUUCUUGAGGGUUCUGUUCUUUCAGCCAGCCUGCUCCAGAGUCGACAAAGGCUUCAUAGGUUAGCAAAUUCAUCUGCUGCUUCCUCCCAUAACCUACUGUUCCGACAUAGAGCUAUAGCUUUCAAAUAGCACAGCCUUAUAUUUCAGCUGUGGUCGGUCAUGCCCCUCCUCUCGAAGUAAUUUCGCUCUAGAGGACGUCUUUUUGGUCGUAUCUGUUCGAUACGUAGCUGAGCCAAAGUGCAAAAAAAAAGAUACACCCAUCACACCAACGAUACCGAGACACCGUCACCAUCCCAACAAUAGACCGAACCAAACAUUAUACUACCCUCAAGUGGCAAGAAAUAUCGGUCGGUGUGGAGUAGUUUUAGCUGUGUGACGGAAGUAAA
Messenger RNA from Strongylocentrotus purpuratus (purple sea urchin), 3426 nucleotides. RefSeq names its product E3 ubiquitin-protein ligase TRIM33. Gene Ontology annotation, cellular component: nucleoplasm; chromatin. Gene Ontology annotation, molecular function: ubiquitin-protein transferase activity; zinc ion binding. Lineage: Eukaryota; Metazoa; Echinodermata; Echinoidea; Camarodonta; Strongylocentrotidae. The record is from RefSeq and is a predicted model, not a curated record. The coding region runs from base 730 to 2241 and encodes 503 amino acids. Gene Ontology annotation, biological process: positive regulation of DNA-templated transcription. The transcript is spliced from 3 exons.